ACCUUCCUCCCCUCUGGCAGUGGGCUUCAUUUCUCCUGAGGGGAGAAGCUUUCAGACAUACAAAGACAGCGGUCACCGUGUCGGAGAGGAACGGUAGGAUGAGGCUCCACUUCCUGCCGCAACAGCUGCUGCUGAUGAUGAUGAUGAUGCGGCCCAUGGCUCAUGGAAUCCCGCUCACUCAGAAGUGUGACUCAUCCACUGAUGGCAGCAUCUACAAAUACCACGCUAAGACUCUAAAUGGCAGCCAAACUGUCAACUUUAGUGACUACAUUGGCAAAAGUGUGCUCUUCGUCAACGUUGCCACAUACUGAGGAUACACCUAUCAGUAUGUGGAACUGAAUGCACUGCACGAGGAGCUGAAACCACUUGGUUUCACCAUCGUUGGAUUUCCCUGCAAUCAGUUUGGGAAGCAGGAACCAGGACAAAACCAUGAAAUCCUUCCAGGCUUGAGGCAUGUCAGACCGGGCAAUGGAUUUGUUCCAAACUUCCUGCUGUUCAAUAAAGGAGACGUGAACGGAAAAUAUGAGCAGGACGUUUUCACAUUCCUUAAAGGCAGCUGCCCGCCCGUCGGGGAGGACUUUGGGAACACCGACAGGCUGUUCUGGGAGCCCCUAAAGAUCGGCGACAUCAAGUGGAACUUUGAGAAGUUUCUGGUGGGACCUGAGGGGAAGCCCGUGAUGAGGUGGCACCCGAGCGUCAACGUGUCCACGGUCCGAACUGACAUCCGCAAUUUCCUGCUCAAACUCUACACCCAAGACCUUUUUAAUUAGGUGAUUUCAUUGUAGUAGGUGCACGGUAGAUUUUAGACACCAUGUAGGGCAGUUUCUGGUAAAUGAAGGGGGCAGGUUGAAUGAAGAGGAGGCUUGAAAGCAGAACGUCUGCGGAGCCUCCUCGGAGUCUGGGGUUCAGGCCAGCUUUUCAGUGCAUUCAGGCUGCCCUGCCAUCCCACAGAGACACGUCCUCUUCCCAAAUGCCAGAAUCCGUCAGCCAUGACGGUCCGAAUGUUCAUUACAUGGAAUAAAUCACAGAAAACCA
This is a messenger RNA of Oryzias latipes (Japanese medaka), 1035 nucleotides long. RefSeq names its product glutathione peroxidase 3 (gene gpx3). The record is from RefSeq and is a predicted model, not a curated record. Lineage: Eukaryota; Metazoa; Chordata; Actinopteri; Beloniformes; Adrianichthyidae. Gene Ontology annotation, biological process: response to oxidative stress. Gene Ontology annotation, molecular function: glutathione peroxidase activity.